This is a messenger RNA of Camelus dromedarius (Arabian camel), 8998 nucleotides long. RefSeq names its product SEC16 homolog A, endoplasmic reticulum export factor (gene SEC16A). Gene Ontology annotation, biological process: Golgi organization; autophagy; COPII vesicle coat assembly. NCBI's taxonomy places the organism in Eukaryota, Metazoa, Chordata, Mammalia, Artiodactyla, Camelidae. The record is from RefSeq and is a predicted model, not a curated record. The transcript has 31 exons. The coding region runs from base 276 to 7403 and encodes 2375 amino acids. Gene Ontology annotation, cellular component: ER to Golgi transport vesicle membrane; endoplasmic reticulum exit site.
CGGGAGUCCAACGGCAGAAUGGGAGGAACGCGCCUGCGCCAGGGCGCCGCUCGGGUUCUCGGCUCAGCCGUAGCCGUUCUCGGUGGGUGCACCUGCUGGCAUCGGUCGUUCGAGACUGAUUCUUCCCUAGGGUCUGAUUGAAGAAUCCCGACUCUUCUCACACCCUAAGAGGAGAAAAGACUGGGAGAAAGAGCAGGCGUAACCCAGUUCAAAUUAAGGAAACCUAUAUCCUGCUUCUUUCUGUGAGCAGCGCCUGACUGUGCAGGAGAUCAGUCAUGCAGCCGCAGCCCCAGGCGGUCCCGUCAGGCGUGGUCGGGCCACCUCCAGCUAGGAACCCUCAGGGCAUGUUCUGGUCCAGCAGCCGGUAUAGGAGACAGGCAAAUAAUCACGCCCCGGUGGCCCCGGUCACUUGCCCACUGCAGCCGGUGACAGAUCCUUUUGCUUUCAGUAGACAGGCGCUCCAGAAUACGUCUUUGGACAGUUCGUCUAAAAGUAGCCCAUCAAUUUUGCAAGGCCCGGCCCAACCGUCGUUUCUUCAGCAUGCUGGUCUGCCUGUGCCCCACACAAAUGCCAGGGAUAGCUCCCGGGGGCCCUGCGAACCUCUGCCUGGACCUCUGUCACAGCCCCGGGCAGAUUCCAGCCCGUUUCCUGGCCUCUUGACGCCCUCAAUGCCACCUGGGCCAGACAGGAGCAGGAGUGCCGAGGUCACUCCCAGCUCCAACCCCGAAGUUCAGCCUCUGCUGUGUCCUUCUCAGUACAUUCCAGGAGCGGGUCCUGACAGCUCUCACGGGGGCCGUCCGCAGGGGAGUGCGCCUCAGCCCGACAGACCGCUGAGUCUGCCAAGCCUGCACGACGGUGCCGUGGUACCGGCAGCGUCCCCUUUCUCCCUUCAGCUUCAUCAGCAGUUGCCAGGGCAGUGGGGGCCCGUGCAGGGAGGCCCACAACCCUCAGGUCAGCAUUACUGGUCUGGUGCAGAAGGACCUGUUCAGAACACGAUGCCCCAUGCCUCCGGUGUUGCCCAGUUUCCCACUCCGUCCAACCCGCAUCAAGGUCCUGGCCACGAGCAACAGAGUCCCCUGGUGUCUUUACCAGGACCCUUGGUCAGUGAUGGAAGAAAUGAGGCAGUCUGUCUGCAAAGUGGAAACCACUCGGCAAACAACUUGGACCCUGAGAACACAUCCAGGCAGAACUCCAGAGCUGGGACUACUCGCGGAAGCCACGAGUUCAGGUCGAAUCCAGGAGUGAACAAGGAGCAGUUGCCAGACCUUGCUCUUGUCAAUCCAUUCGCUCAGGGAAAUAGCCCAGAAAGCCAUUUGCACUACCCCCCGGGGGCUGGGGGCAGCUGGACCCUGCCGGAAGUGGGCUCGGGAGCGCUCUCCAUGUUUUUCCAAGGAGGAGAGACAGAGAAUGAGGAGAACCUCUCAUCUGAAAAAACAGGCUCUGCUGCUCAGUCCGACUCAGAUGGUUUGUCCCCCAGCCUGGGACUCGGCCAUCCUCCUGCCCAUGUGGGAGCCAGAGGAACCUAUCAGCUCUUUCUCAAAGGUUCCAACAGCGAGACCACGCAGCAGGGAGAAGACAUGCAGUCUUAUUUUACCCAGUCUGCAGGCUUCCAGCAGGAUAAACCAGCCACUCAGAAUGCUGCUCUUGACGUGUGGGGUGAUGCAGCCAGCGCAGGGACUCACAACGCGGGCAGCUCCCAGUAUGAGAAUGUGGAAAACUUAGAGUUCAUGCAGAAUCAGGAAGUUCUUCCAAGUGAGCCCCAAAGUCUGGACCCUUCCUGCCCAGGCGAUCCGCUCAGAUAUGGACCCCUUCCCGGGCCAGCUGUCCCCAGACUCAGUGCUAUGGGCCACACUGGAAGCGGAGGCCCAAAUAUCGAGGCCCCAGAUGCAAUGCCACACCCCGUGCGAUCUGAUAGCACAUCCUCCAGUUACAGCGGCAAGAGCCCCCGGGGCCUUAGCAGUGCAGCCGCGUCCGACGACGCGGGGGGCACCUUCAUUCAGCAGGAGGUUGGAAAACCUGAAGAUGAGGCUCCGGGGGGUUUUUUUAAGCAAAUUGAUUCCUCUCCCAUCGGAAGCAAGACAGACAAACCCACCACAAGCCAGAACUACUGCAGCGGCCUGUCCCAGCCCUCAACCCCCAGCCCCCCAAAACCUACGGGCAUAUUUCAGACAAGUGCAAAUAGUUCUUUUGAACCCGUGAAAGCCCACCUCGUUGGAGUGAAACCGGUUGAGGCAGAUCGCGCCAACGUGGUGGGUGAGGUGAGGGGGACCAGCGCUCACCAGAAGCAGCGCAGACCAGGCGCUGCCCCGCCUGACGCCUCCCCGGGCAACCUGGAGCAGCCACCGGACAACAUGGAGACCCUAUCCCUCCCCCAGCUCUGUGCCCUGCCUCUCACCACGCCUGCGGAAGCCAGUCAUGGGCUCCUGCACGCCAGGGCGCCGCCCUUGGAAAGUGUGCUUCCAGCACCUGAGAAAAGGCCCUCGACCAGGGCUCAAGGAGCUGGGAAGUGUGAGAGCCCAGCCACUACUCUGUGGGCGCAGAAUGAGCUGCCAGAUUUUGGAGGCAAUGUCCUCCUAGCCCCAGCUGCUCCCGCACUUCACGUGCCUGCGAAACCUCGGCCACCUGAAGUCAUCCAGCCUCCAGACGAGGGGUUGUCUGGUCGGCAGUCCCGGCAGCCUGUCCCCAUCCCUGUCCCCACCGUGCAGAGCGGGGAUGCCAUUGGUGCUUCUGAGAAUCUCGAGAACCCUCCCCAGAUGGGCGAAGAGGAGGCCCUCCAGUCCCAGGCAAGUCCCGGUUAUGCCAGUCUUCUGUCCUCGCCGCCCACCGAGUCUUUGCAGAAUCAGCCAGUCUUGAUCGCCCAGCCUGAUCAAAGCUAUAGUUUGGCUCAGCCCACGAAUUUUCCUGUGUCCUUACCGAAUCCUAAUGAGAAGAAUCAUUCCUGGAGAGAUUCAUUGGUGGGAGACAAGGCCACAGUAGGCAGCCGAGCUGUCGGGGGAGAUUCUGGAGAAAACACUGCUUUGUCUGGGGCUCUGGCUGGCUCUCUCUUCUGCCCGCCUCUGCCUCACAAUCUUGCCCAGAGUAAUUCCCCACAAGUUUCUGGUACCUCUGAAAUGGUUUCUAACCUGCCAGCCGAUUUGGUGAUUCAACUGUCGUGUCAUCCAACUCCAAAGAACUUGCUUCCAGAAAGUCAGAAGACUGAAAAUGCAGAGAACGUGCUUCCCGAGUUAGUUAAUGGUCCUGGGGGAAGCACCGGCGUGAUGUUAGUACCACCUGCAAACGGUGCCUCGGUACCCAGUAGUAAUAAGGCAGAUCACCCCAGUAACCGGGAUGGAACUUCAGGAGCACUAGACUGCUCUCUAACUAGGACUUUGGAAAAUCCUGUGAGAAUGUAUAGCCCGUCCCGUUCUGAUGGCCCAGUUCCUGGUCAGCAAACCAUCGCCAGUCAUCCCAGACCACCUGAGCCUGGGCCGCAUACCCCAGACCAUUUCUACCAACAGGUGAUGAAAGAUGCUCAGGACCAGCACAGCCUAGAGGGAGCCCAGCAGGGGCCAGUGCCACCUCCGCCCCUUCCACCGGCUCCCAAAGCAGCACUUUCAGAGCCUCCAGACCCAGGAAGUCCCCUAGCGCAAGGACAGCCCCAGAACUCAACCCAUCCUCCUGCAAGUCCGUCUCCAGCCGACGCGGGCCAGCAGCUGCUGCCUCGGCCACCUCGGUCCUCCAGCGCGUCCGUCGUGUCCACCAGUUCGAGCCAGGCAGCCGCGCGGUCAGACCAGCAGUGGCCACAGCAGCCGCCUCCAGACCUGGCAUCCUACUACUAUUACAGGCACCUGUAUGACGGCUUCCAGUCCCCGUACCCGCCGGAUCCUGGCCCCGCUCCCCACUACUACCAGGAUGUCUAUGGCCUGUACGAUCCCAGAUACAGGCCCUACGACAGCGCGACAGCCGCCUACGCAGACAGCUACCGCUACCCCGAGCCCGAGCGGCCCAGCUCCCGCGCGAGUCACUGCUCCGACCGGCCGGCUGCCAGGCAAGGGUAUCCUGAAGGUUACUAUCAUUCCAAAAGUGGAUGGAGCAGUCAGAGUGACUACUAUGCAAAUUACUACUCCAGCCAGUACGGUUAUGGAGCUCCUGGUCGCUGGGAUCGGUACCACUAUGGUUCUCAGUUCAGGGACCCCCGCUCCUACGACCGGGGGUAUUGGUACAACACUGAACGCGACGCAUACAGGAAGGAGAGCUGUGCUUAUGGUGACAGGCCCGAGAAGUACGACGACCAGUGGAAGUAUGACCCUCGCUUCACCGGGAGCUUCGACGACGACCCCGAACCCCACAGGGAGCCCUAUGGCGGAGAGGCGGACCGGCGCAGCGUCCACAGCGAGCACUCAGCGCGCAGCCUGCGCAGCCGCAGCGGCAGCUUCAGCUCCCAGUCGCAGCAGAGUCAGAUUUACCGAAGUCACAACAUGACGGCUGGUUCCUACGAGGCACCCCCUCCACCAGGCUCCCUCCACGGCGACUACGCCUACAGCACCUAUGGCGGCAGUCUCCACGGUGCCCUGGGCUUCCCGGAAUACAGCUACCCCGCCGAUGCCGGCUGGCCCUCCGUGGAGCACGCUCCAUCAAGACCAACGUCUCCUGAGAAGUUCUCAGUGCCUCAUAUCUGUGCCAGGUUUGGUCCUGGGGGUCAGCUCAUUAAAGUGAUUCCGAAUUUGCCUUCGGAAGGACAGCCUGCAUUGGUUGAAAUUCACAGCAUGGAGAUCUUGCUGCAGCACAGGCCGGAGCAGGAGGAGAUGCGGUUGUUCCCAGGACCUCUUGGCAAAGAUGACACCCAUAAAGUGGAUGUUAUUAAUUUUGCGCAGAACAAAGCUACAAAAUGUUUGCAGAAUGAAAAUCUAAUUGACAAAGAGUCUGCAAGUCUUCUUUGGAGCUUUAUUGUUCUGUUAUGCAGACAGAAUGGGACCGUGGUGGGCACGGACAUCGCGGAACUGUUGUUACGAGACCACAGAACCGUGUGGCUUCCUGGGAAGUCACCCAGUGAGGCCAACCUGAUUGAUUUCACUAGCGAGGCCGCGGAGCAAGUGGAGGAGGAGGAGUCGGGGGAGGCCCAGCUCUCGUUUCUCACUGACAGUCAGGCCGCCACCUCCCUUGAGAAAGAAACGGAGAGGUUCAGGGAGCUGCUGCUGUACGGCCGGAAGAAGGAUGCUUUAGAGUCUGCGAUGAAGAACGGCCUGUGGGGUCAUGCCCUGUUACUGGCGAGUAAGAUGGACAGCCGGACGCACGCCAGAGUCAUGACCAGGUUCGCCAACAGCCUUCCAAUCAAUGACCCUCUGCAGACAGUCUACCAGCUGAUGUCGGGGCGGAUGCCAGCUGCGUCCACGUGCUGUGGAGACGAGAAGUGGGGAGACUGGAGGCCACAUCUUGCGAUGGUUUUAUCCAACCUGAACAACAACAUGGACGUGGAAUCCAGGACAAUGGUCACGAUGGGUGACACCCUAGCUUCCAAAGGCCUCUUAGAUGCGGCGCACUUCUGCUACCUCAUGGCCCAGGUUGGAUUUGGGGUUUAUACCAAGAAAACCACAAAACUUGUCUUAAUUGGAUCAAACCACAGUUUGCCGUUUUCAAGGUUUGCAACCAACGAAGCUAUUCAGAGGACAGAGGCCUAUGAGUACGCUCAGUCCCUCGGGGCGCAGACCUCCUCCCUGCCUAGUUUCCAGGUGUUUAAGUUCAUCUACUCCUGCCGCCUGGCUGAGAUGGGGCUUGCCACGCAGGCCUUCCACUACUGCGAAGUGAUCGCCAGGAGCAUCCUGCUGCAGCCGCACAGACACUCCCCGGUGCUGCUCAGACAGCUGGUACAGGUUGCCUCCCAGUUACGCCUCUUUGAUCCUCAGCUGAGGGAGAAGCCGGAGGAGGAGUUCUUUGUGGAGCCUGCCUGGCUGGCCGAGCUGCGGCGGGUGGAGAAGCAGGUCCAGGAGGGCACCGUGGUGUGGAGUCAGGACGGAACCUUCCCCCUGCGCUGUCCCAGCACCCCCAGCUCUGAGGCAGGGCAGUGUGACGGCCUGGCCCUCACUCAGCUGGCGGGCUUGGGCACCAACAACCCACUGCUGGUGCCGCCCGGGCCCAGCGCCGAGCACCUCAGCCAGGACGUGUGGCUGCUGCCCUCAGCUCCGUCGAUGCUCCCUGACAGCCAAUCGGCCAUCCCCGCCAGGGUGCCGAUGUUCCCAGUGCCACAACCCAUGGGCCCAGUCGAGCCGGGCCCUGGCUAUGGACCCCCCGGGCCUGCACUUGGCUUUCCAGAGUCCCCAGGGCCUGAUCCAGCUGCUCUGUACCCGGGGCCUGGCCUGCCGCCUGGUGCACCACCUCUCCAAGAGAGUGACCACCUGCUCCCGGACCCCAGGAGCCAGGUCCCAGGAGCGAUGCCGCAAGAUGGUCCCUGUAGAAGCUCACUUCUGGAGUCAAGAGAAGAGGAUUUUGGUGGAAAAUUUGCUCAUAUGGGCCCUUCGAGGACACCGCUCAACUCCGAGGCGCCUCCAGCCUGGGAGGGUGCCGGCUCAAGGUCCCUGCCACCGUCUCCGUCCCUGACAUCGGCACCCGAGAUGAAGAGACCUGAACAGGUGGCCAAAAAAGAGACCAAGGAGCCUAAGAAGACUAGUGAAUCCUGGUUUUCUCGUUGGCUGCCUGGGAAGAGAAGGACAGAAGCUUACUUGCCAGAUGACAAGAACAAAUCGAUCGUCUGGGAUGAAAAGAAGAACCGAUGGGUGGAUGUAAACGAGCCGGAAGAGGAGAAGAAGGCUCUGCCCCCGCCUCCAACAUCACUUCCCAAGGCUCCGCAAGCUGCCCACCCUUGUCCCGGAGGGCCCCCCAGAGCCUCUGUGAACAUGUUUUCUAGAAAAGCAGGCGGCAGCAGAGCACGCUACGUGGACGUGUUGAACCCGGGCGGCCCUCAACGGAGCGAGCCAGCGCUGGCCCCCUCGGACUUCUUUGCUCCGCUUGCCCCCCUCCCGAUCCCAGCUCACCUGUUCGGACCACACCCAGAUGCAGAGGACGCACCACCUGCAGAGGGGGCUGGCAGGGAAGGGCAGGCACCAGCUGGGGGUCCAGCCAACCGAGAGUCUGCGUCAGAACCCAAGGUGUUCAGUUCUGCGGCCCCGCUCCCUGGUUCUGAACUGCCCCCCUCCAGAGCGGACGGCUCCCAGGGGGGAGAGCUUUCGCGCUGUAGUUCAAUGAGUUCAUUAUCACGUGAAGUCAGCCAGCAUUUUAACCAGGCUCCCAGUGCUCACACCCCUACAGGGGGCCCUCCCGGGGGAGCAGUGCCCUUCUACAACCCUGCCCAGUUUGCGCAGGCCUCUGCUGCCUCGGGAAGUUCAAGGACGGGAAGGAUUGGCCAGAGGAGAUACCCAGCAUUGAGCUAGAAUGGUCCGUCUGGAUUAGCGUUUGGAACCCUGAAAUUAUUACCCUCCACCGAGAGCUCAGGCCGAUUGCCUGCAACCUCUCUUCUGUUCCCAAAUGGACGGCCGUGAUUCAGAAGUACCUUCAUUUCCUUCUCACCACCUGUCUUUACACAGUAUCGCCAACAGUGAUUCCACACCUUUAAGAUGCUGAAUGACAAGAGUAAAUCUUUGACUCAGAAUCUUUCAUUCCUUUUAAGGAUCCAACAUUCUUAGUCAUUUAAGGAUGUUACACUAAGCAAAGCUGCAAACAUCUUGGCUACAGGAGGACCUUGCUUUUCCGUAACUAAGGCAUCUCUCAAAACCUAACAGUGAAUUAUUGCCAAGUCACCCCACGGGGUCCUUCAAGAUGCUAGAAGGAAGUGGUGGACCUCUGACUCAGAGGGAGGCGUUGACACCCACCCUACACGCAGAGGCAGUGGGCUCCCACGUCACUGUGGCUGAGCCUGGGAGGGCGUUCCUCUCAAAGGAAAUGUGGGGUUAAUUCAGCGAGUUCAGUCAGGCUCUGCGGGAGGCCUUGGUUACUGAAGUGCAUUUCUCUCUAGCAGAGCUGGGUCCAGCUUCACUUAACCUUCCUGAUCCGGCCUGUGAGGGGCUCCACGCAGCCGAAGGAGCUGUCUUUGCCCGUCCCUAGGGGCGGCUCCAUGGCGGGGAACGAGCCACAGGGAACUUGUGUUCUGACGUGACUGAGCCCAGCUAGUCAGCCACAUUAACACCUGGUCACUUGGGGGACUUUGAGGUACGUGUGCGUAGCCUGGUCAGACUCCCCGUCGGAAGCUCUGGGUCGCCGUGCUCCCCGAACCAGUCGAUGCGGGGCUUCCUCCUGGGCGGUGUUCACAGCACAGCCCCGCUGACUGGCUCCUCUCCCCUGGUUGACUUCAUAUAAGGAGUUGGUAACAUCUCGAAAAAAGUAGCUUAAAAUAAUUUCUUGACGGAAGCUCUGGAACCUGAUCUUUCUGCCCCUGAACUUCUCCCACACCGAGCUCCGGGGGAGCUAACGCGUCAGCUCUCGGCCACAUGAGGCCGCAAGGAAGACCUCCUCCUGUGGGCUCAGAGCUUUAAGGCUUCACCGACUGUUCCUAAAACUUCACAUUCUUGUUAAGUCUAAAGGGACUAAAGAAAAUAUUUAAAUAUUUAUAAAAAUCAUUAGGAAGUAAUUUCUGUAGAUCGCUGGGGGAACACGGUUGGUUGGAGUUUUAGACCCAACUCUGAGGUUGUGUGUGGACCCGGCAAGGUCUGCCUGUCUUCCAGGGUCACUUGUCACCUAGGAGAGACCCACAGUGGUUUCCAGAAUGCGUCACAGAUCUGUGACUGAUCCAUAUUCCUGUCACCUCGCUGACAGGCAGUCUGCCGUGUCCCUUGGUCAGCGCUCCGUUUCAUUCCUGGGACCUGAGACCCUCCUGGCACCAUCAGCUCCCCCGUCAGCCCUGCCCAUCAUUCUCUGUCGACUGCCAGUGACUUUUGACUCAAGAAGCUUCCUCUGAGGCGGGAGCUGCUAUUUUUCCUAAAUGCAAAUUGUUACACUGCAAAUUGUUAAAUAAAAUAUUUUGCUCUCUCAA